AUGAGCGCACUCGUGAGAUACUCCCAUCCCUUCUUUGGCCACUAUGACCCAGUCAGUAUCUUUGCUAACGGCUAUCCAGACACACGGGACAAGCCCUUUGCCUGUGACUGCGGCCAGAGCUUCACCAGGCAGGACCUCCUUGCGCGCCAUGUCAAGCUGUCGCACGCAUCCCGGCCUGUACCGCAGCAGGGAGACAGCCAGAGGCUGUCUACACCCUCCACAGGCACGGACGGAGGUAUCGUUGGUAUGGCCAACACGGAUAUGGAUCUGUUCUGGGACCCGGGAGAAUUCAUGGUGCAAGACACCCUGGAGACGAUGCUCCUUGACCCCAACUUCUCAUCUUUUGUCAACCCUGCGCCCCGACUUGGCUCCUCCUCCCAGACUGAGAGUUUCACAAAGUUCAGCUCUCGCCUGCCAGCUCUGGGCGAGACCGGGGACAUUGGACAGGAAGAAGGUAUCCAUGAUGGACAGCCUACGGCAGUUGACGGAACCUCCCGCGAAUCAUGGUACAUCUCCGAGCCAGCCUAUCGAAAGAUCUGCGACGAGGUUCAGAGUAUCUCACACCUGCUCACGCCAAGCCUCACUAUCCCAUCAAGAGACACCCUCAUGCGAUAUUUGGAGAUUUACCUCGUCUGCGCAAGUAAAUUCUUGCCGUUCAUUCACCCGCGAACCUUCUCAGCCGACCACAGGCAAGUCGAGCUGACACUCGCAGCGACUGCCACCGGAUCACUCUACCGGUUUGAUCGUAUCAAAUCCUACGAGCUGUAUUUCAUGUCGAAAGAACUGCUGAUGGAGAGGAUACGUCGCCGGUAUUCCCAGCAUGCAGCUUCUCUGCUGGGGCAAGGAGCUCCACCCACGGGUUCAGGGCCAGAGCUGGGGAUUGUCCAAACCCUCAUACUGCUCAUUUCUUUUGCAUCUUGGGCAGACAAGACCGUCGCACUGGACGCAGUAUCCAUGACCAGUCAGCUCGCCGCUCUCUUGAGGCAGUGCGGCAUCUCCGAUUCGGACGAGAUGGCACCCGAUAUCGACUGGGUGCAUUGGAUCGCCGUCGAGGAGAAGCGAAGGACAAUCUUCGCCGCUUACACUCUGUUCGGGCUGCAUUCUAUCGCCUUCGAUGCUCCCCCGCUCAUCUUCAACCGGGAGAUUGGCGUGUGUCUACCGGGGUGCCUAGAACAGUGGAAUGCAAAAACUGCAGAAGACUGGCAACGAUCUGCGAGGCCUGCCGAACGGCACUUUCAAGAGAUGCUGCACUUGCAUUUUGAUGGGACUGGCGUGCCCCAGGGUGAGGUCUUGUCUUCGUUUGCCAAUUACUUGCUCAUGCAUGGUAUAUUGCAGCACAUCUACCUCGGCCGCCAUGCUGCUCUGAGUGCUUCCCAGUCUCUUCACGAUCGGGGCUCUAUAGAGUCGGCGCUGCAAAUCUGGCAGGCGUCGUGGGAAACAACCUGGGAGUCGACGCUCGAUCCGCUCUCUGACAAAGGGCCUUUUGGUUUGACGGCAACCGCACUGCUACGACUGGCGUAUAUACGGCUCAACACCGAUGUCGGACCACGCCGGGGUCUGCUGGAAAGAGACCUCGAUACCAUGAUCAGGACUAAGUCGAAGCUGCAGAGGUCGCUACACAUCGACAGAACCAUCCUCCACGCGGCGCAUGCGCUGAGCAUACCAGUUCGGCUGGGAGUCUCAUACAUGUCUUCUUCUGUAAAUCCAAUCUGGACGAUCGAGCAUUCGAUCUGUAGCCUCGAGUGCGCCUUGCUCCUCAAAGAUUGGCUGGAGACGAUAGCAGCAGUAACCAGGUCCGCGGGCGCCGAGGAGGGCCUUCGUAAGGGCGAAAAGAAACUCCUCGACAUCGUCGUCGACAUCAUCAAAGAGACAGACUUCUCCGCCACACUAAACAUCAUGGAGGACGAGGCAUCGCGCUAUCAACGCAUGGCGGCCACGGUCAUCAAGAUCUGGGCACAGAUCUUCCAGGGCACCCACGUCCUCGAGAUCGACGACGCCAUCGGCGCAAGCUUUCAGCUCCUCGACAAACUGCUCAUUACUAUGAUAGCUAAUUAA
This is a messenger RNA of Thyridium curvatum, 2055 nucleotides long. RefSeq lists its product as uncharacterized. Bases 1 to 2055 code for a protein of 684 amino acids. Gene Ontology annotation, biological process: DNA-templated transcription; regulation of transcription by RNA polymerase II. Gene Ontology annotation, molecular function: RNA polymerase II cis-regulatory region sequence-specific DNA binding; zinc ion binding; DNA-binding transcription factor activity, RNA polymerase II-specific. The transcript has a single exon. Gene Ontology annotation, cellular component: chromatin. The record is from RefSeq and is a predicted model, not a curated record. Lineage: Eukaryota; Fungi; Ascomycota; Sordariomycetes; Thyridiales; Thyridiaceae.